UAAGCAGAGAAGAAUUUGAGUUUGGAUACAAGUACGUGAUUUUGUUUUUUUGAGACAAAGUGUUUGCUCAGUGUUGCUGCGCUUCCAUUCGCAAAGCACACAGUAAAUUCUAACGAAACAAGCAUUUAUAACUUUUUUUCAUAGUCGCUACUUCGUUGACGGAGACGUUCGAGUUGAGGAAAUUUUUGAAGAAUUCGAUCCUUUUGAUACGGGAUUCAUCGAUUAUAUUACCUGGUCGAUGAUGUUAUCACCGCAGGAUCUACCCAAAAUAGUCAGGAAUUGUCAAACUACGGGGCGUUUGUCUCGCGCGUGCCCUACCGAUGAGGAAAUCGAGUUACUUAAUGUUAUUUACAAUCGAGGUCGAAAGCUUGGCAAGGAAGCUGCGGAAUCCGGUGUGCGACUUUUGAUUGAUGCUGAGCAAGCUCGAUACCAACCUGCUAUUGACAACCUCGUUCUGGAAUUGCAACGCCAGUUCAACGUCGGUGAUCGCCCGAUUAUUUACAACACGUACCAAUGUUACCUUCGUGACUGUCCUGAACGAUUGCGAACGGAUGUAGCACGCUCGGAGCGAUUUCGAUACCAUUUUGGAGCCAAACUCGUCCGCGGUGCAUACAUGGAGAGUGAGCGUGAUCUGGCAGCAUCGAUGAAUUUACGCGACCCAAUUCACCCGACGAUUGAAAAGACUCACGAGUGCUAUGAUAAUUCUGUAGAAUACCUUCUACGACAUAGUACAGAAUCAGAUUUGAAUGUGGAAGUAAUGUGUGCUACUCAUAAUCAGGCCAGUAUUACAAAUGCGAUAAACUCGAUGAACUCAUUGGGAAUAGAUCGAAGGGCAAGCACCAUAUGCUUCGCCCAACUAUAUGGGAUGAGCGAUCAGCUGGUGAGUGAAUUAUAGAGCGUAGCAUGAUUUGUCAAUUUUUCAAUCAGUCCCAAUAUAUUAUAGUCGUCUAUCGAGAUCAAGACUAAUAGAUUUUCACUUUUGUGCAUGUAUCAUUUCAAACACAAUAUAUAAAAUCUUCAUCGUGCAUUACUGCAACGUAUCGUCCAUUGCACCCAACUGGAUACGAACACCUGGUGAAAAACAAAGACUUUCAAUCUUGGCAAUCGCAGAUAUCGAUCAUACAAGUAUGUACCAUAUGGGAAAGUUAAUGAGGUGAUGCCCUAUCUCUUGCGUCGGGCGAAAGAAAACAGCGCUAUUGUGGGCGGAGCCACUUUGGAACUAGAAUCGAUCAAAGCAGAGCUUAAAACCAGAUUCACAAUCAAAAUAUGAAUGUGCCUGUUCUCUGUUCUACGAGAUCUACAAUUCUUC
Messenger RNA from Pseudo-nitzschia multistriata, 1309 nucleotides. NCBI's taxonomy places the organism in Eukaryota, Bacillariophyta, Bacillariophyceae, Bacillariales, Bacillariaceae. The record is from the annotation of a GenBank genome assembly.